UGCAGAGAUGGGGGGGGGGCAUGUGCCCGAUUCCUGCUGGAAACGCCGGGAGGGGGAUCCCUGAUGAUCCUGCCGCGGCUGAGCCGGUUGCACGGCGAGCAGCCAGCAGGGGGCGCCCCUCUCCACUCGCUGCCCGGCGCGCGCCUCUCUGCGGCCUGCGGCUCCCGGGUUCCCCGCGCUCGCGGCGAGUCCCCGAGCCCGGGCCCCGCUCCCGCGGCGCGGCGCCCAUGGAGAGCCUGGCGCGGGGGCUGGUGCGGCUGGUCAAGGGCAGCGCCCGGCCCGAGCGCGCCGGGUUCCUGCAGAGCAUCACCGGGCACUUCUGUGCUCCCCACGAGGACGAGGUGACGGUCAGCUGCGGCUUGGACCAAAACGAGUUUGUUAUUUCCGACAGCGAGUUCCCUGGCUCCACCAGGAUCCUUCUAAAGCCAGCAGUGCAGGUUUCCUGCAUACAGGGCCACAAGCACUGGACCUCAGCCCUGGGCAUGAGGGACCCUUCGAGGAAUUCAGCCUCCACAGCCUCUUCAGACCUUGGCUUCUCCGCUGAGACGACCAGCGCCUGCCCCUUAGAUUUGACAGUGGUUCUGAGCCGGCUUAGAGGCCCGUCUCCCAGCCCCUUGCCCGGACCUGCCCGUAGCCCCAUUGGUCAUCAGUUGCGGCGACUCCAAGCCCCAGAGAGCUCGGAGCCCUGCUCCCGGCACUCAGAGGCAUGUGUUGGAUUUCAGACAAGGAUCAAGGCGGACGGGAGCGAGGUGAGCGCCUACGCGUGGCUGGAACCCCACGUUCUGGAGUGUAUCGCGGCUGUCGAGGACGGGGCAGAGAACAUGGGGCACGUGCCGGGCCACCUCCCCCCAACCAUCAAAGCCACGGAGCUGAGCGGGGGCUCGGCCCAGCCCACGGAGCUUCCUACUGCGACCUUCCUGAACACAGCACCUGCAGCAGGGGAAGACGUGGAGCAGGUCAGCACUGGGACCAGGUUUGCCCUGCGGCUCUGGCUAGACACCUUAGCCGUGCGGGACAAGUGAGCAGUGAAAUCCCAGGCCCUGGCUUCCCCGCAGGGCAGACAGUGGGGGAGCGGAGCGGCCACCCCCGUGCCAAGUGGCUGGCGAAGCAGGUCGGCUCCAUCACCACCGCCAGCCCUUGGACCUGGUUUUACCAAGCACGGCUGCCGAGCCCUGCCAAGAAUGAAGUUCCUUCUCACCUCUCCAAGCCCUAGCAGGAAGGGAAGGCGGGGAGUGGGGUCGCUCUCUGGCCCUCCCUCCUACGAAGGAAGCGACCAACAGGAAGGCACGUCCUGAAUGGACUAGGUGGGAGUGCCAGCACUAAGCCCAAACCCCAGCUGCCUAGGACAGGGGGGAGGCAUUCACUGUCUUGGAAGCCAGAGCGUGGACAGACACGUCAAGUAAUAUUAGAAUAACCGCCCCCGCCCUAGCCAUCCAAGUGUCUUGCUUACCCAAAGGGGGCACUGAAGAGACAGCGUGUGUCAGUGGUUUGAGCUCAGGACUGCAAGCAAGGAACUCCCGUUCCAAUUCCGCCUUCCACUAACUACUUCAUGGCUCUGCCUCAGUUUCCCCUUAUGUAAAAUGGGGCUAACUCACCCUUCCCCCCAGGUCCCAGCCGCUCAAAUCCAGCUUGAACAGAGUUCUGCUCCACCAGUAACUGACACCGGCACCGUGGGGGGUGUUUUGAACUUUAUUAUCUAAAAGGUAGUUUGCAUAUACAGAAGUGUUGCAAAUAAUAAAACAGCUGGAUAUCAAACGGACAGAAUAAAUAAACCAGAGAAAGUGGCUAGCUGCUUUUUAAAGGUGUCUAGAUAAUGUUCACGGCGCGCGAGAGCUUAUAAAACACUAAGGGACUUCAGACAGUAUCAAAACCCUAGACACUCCUUUAUCCCCCCCACCCCCACACAAACCCUCUACACAAACAACUUGUAUGUACAAAACUUGAAAACAGCCAGCGCUCCCUGCAAAGGUUUAAUACCUUAAUGUCUGUCUCAUCUUCUAGCUACCUCAACCACCACCUGUACAUAACACUGAAAGUACCUGCCUCUCAAAGGGUACAGUGGAGCCACUGUAUUGCCACGUGAGUUGACCAGCCUGUGACUGGCCCUGGAGGAUCUUGGUAGGAGACAGUACAAAGGACAGAUGGGUAGGUUUAAAAAUACGUAUAGAAAUCUGCCUUUACUGGGAGCUGGUCUGUCUGUUCCCCCUCCCCUCCAACAGCAGAACUUUAAAACCCCACAAACAAUUAUGUUCCCACUGAAAAUGUACACAGUACAUUUGUUCUGGUCCUAAGUCCCUUUUCAGUUUGGUGCUGGGAAGAUGAGCGGAGAGAAAGAGGUUUACAAAAGUUCAGUAAUCUCUCAAAGCACCAUUUUUCCAAAAAGCAAAUCCUCUAUCUAGCACUUCACCACCAAGGAUUUCAAAGCAGUUCACAUGAGUGGGGAAGGAUAAUUCUCCUCAUUUCACAGACAGUUAAGUCUGUCAUUUGGAGAUUUCCAGGUGAAAAGAACCAAGCAAGCUAGUUCUGAGUGCUGGUAUUUUGCAGGAGACUAGGAGUUGGUUCAUCAUUUUCCAGCCGACCGCUCUUUAAAUGAAGAGCUGGAACAGCGUCAGCUGGACUUAGUCCCUCUCCAGAACAGAGGAAAAAUGAUUAGAGCAACUAAGACUGCAAGGUAAAGCUGCACCUCAACUAUUCCUCAGUAGGAUUUACAACUUUUAUUGCAUUCAGAAAUUCACUACAACUGAUACAAGAGCCAUUAAAGUCACAGCAGGAUUCUGGGCACAGCUACUUGACUCCUGACCCCGGACCACUCUUCUCCAGAGCCACAGGGAAACUGGUUUGUUUUAAAGUUCUUGAUGGAGACACUUGUGGGGGAAAAAACGGUGCAAAAAAAAUGCUACAUAUUGUACCUUUCUGAAUGCCAUUUUGACCAUGCCUUGGUGCAUCGAACUCAUGUGCCAACCUUGCUACUGUAAUAAAAAAAAAUUAACUUGGCAGUAGGUGCUUGGGGUAGUUUGGCGAGACCCUGGUUACGCAGGAUACUUGAAGCAGUGGCUGUGAUGAUGUAAAGGUUACAGACUCAGGUAUCCAUUGAAAUACAUAAAUAAAACGUGCAACAGGCAAUGCGCUGUCCCCGUGAAGGCGCUGCAGUGGGGACAACACAACCUUCAUUUUGUCCUCAGGAGAUGCAGACGCAGGGAGGUCUUUGGAGUUUGGAAUGUACAAAAGCUGCAACUAAAAAAUAUAGAUAUAGCUUUGUUCUCUGUACAGAUCUGUAUUGGAAAUACUUAGGAGGAGGAAAAGAAAUCUACAGUUUAAAAAAAAAACAUCCUAAUUACAAAUGAGAGAGACUGGGCCAAUCUGCCCAGUGCCCCCGCGAGGGGACAGAUGGGAGACAAAAGCCCUGACAGUCACCCUACUAUGCCUCCACUCGAUACUGUCCUAGCUGCAGGAGGAUUUGCAAGCAAGAAUCCCUCCCCUUCUUGCCGCCUCUAGCAUCCCAAUAAAGAACUGCAUCAACCCACAUGUAAAUGCCACUGAUGGGACAUCAAUUCAAAUGGCCUCCUUUUGUCUUGAUUCUUACCAAAAAAAAAAAAAAAAAGGGGGGGGGUGCAAAUCGUAAUGAAGA
This is a messenger RNA of Dermochelys coriacea (leatherback sea turtle), 3628 nucleotides long. It is a transcript of the gene NUDT17, whose product is annotated as nudix hydrolase 17. The transcript has 4 exons. NCBI's taxonomy places the organism in Eukaryota, Metazoa, Chordata, Testudines, Dermochelyidae. Bases 21 to 1022 code for a protein of 333 amino acids. The record is from RefSeq and is a predicted model, not a curated record.